Messenger RNA from Monomorium pharaonis (pharaoh ant), 5285 nucleotides. It is a transcript of the gene Nmnat, whose product is annotated as nicotinamide/nicotinic acid mononucleotide adenylyltransferase 1. Bases 16 to 4878 code for a protein of 1620 amino acids. The transcript has 5 exons. The record is from RefSeq and is a predicted model, not a curated record. Gene Ontology annotation, biological process: NAD+ biosynthetic process. Gene Ontology annotation, molecular function: nicotinamide-nucleotide adenylyltransferase activity; nicotinate-nucleotide adenylyltransferase activity. Lineage: Eukaryota; Metazoa; Arthropoda; Insecta; Hymenoptera; Formicidae.
UUCUAUUGGUCGGCGAUGCUUGAGAUAACAUGGCGGCAAUCGGCGCGCGAUUCGUUCCUAAACGCGGUCAGUAGGUUACGCAACCUCGCGACGCGCGCGUCGUCGCCGUCGUCGUUGUCGUCGUUGUCGUUGUUUAGUGGCAGCGCCUCGGGUCGAUUUGACGGUGACGGAGGUGCGGUCGGUCGCCGAUGCGGCGACGAGUGGCGAGCGCGCAAAAUGGCGCCCAAGCGUGUAAUUUUGAUGUCAUGCGGCAGCUAUAACCCGCCGACGAAUAUGCACCUGCGAAUGUUCGAAAUUGCUCGAGACCAUCUGCAUCGAUUGGGAACGCACGUUGUCGUCGGCGGGGUGAUCUCUCCAGUGCACGAUGUGUACGCCAAGAAAGAGCUGGCCAGUGCUACUCACAGAUGCGCGAUGCUGCGACUCGCGUUACAGAACAGCGACUGGAUUCGACUGAGCACAUGGGAGACCAGGCAAAACUGUUGGUCCAAGACCCGCAUUAGCUUACAGCACCAUCAGAAUCUCCUCAAUUCAGUGCUGUCCAAUUCCAAUGACAUCAAGCAUCACCUACAGAUAGAGGACACUGAGUGGAUUCCUGAAAACGUGAAGAACAGCGAAGACAGUACACCGAUACAGAUUAAACUGCUGUGUGGCGCAGAUCUACUAGAGAGCUUUGGCAUUCCUGGACUUUGGGUGGAGGAAGAUAUUGACGCAAUUGUCGGCGAGCAUGGUCUUGUGGUCAUCACCAGAGAAGGUGCCAAUCCUAACAAGUUUAUUUAUGACUCGGACAUUCUCUCCAAGCAUAUGAACAAUAUCUGUAUCGUAACCGAAUGGAUUCCGAAUGAAGUUAGUUCGUCGAGAAUCAGACGAGCUUUGAAGCGCGGCGAGAGUGUCCGGUACUUGUUGCAGGACUCCGUCAUAGAUUACAUCUACAAGCAUGAGAUCUACGACGCGAGAAUGCCAGACACGACAAUUAAGUUGGAAUUGCCAUCGCCGAAUGCGAACAAUUACCUGCACAUACAUCCCCGAUACCUAACCGCAUUUCUAACACCGUCACCCAGCGAUGUAACCAUGGGCUCGCCGAGCCCGGUCGAGAUCGCCGCGUCUAUCGAUGUGCCGGACGCGGUGCUACGCAAAAACCUGCAGAACACUGUGGGUGGUGGUGGGCUCGACGAGAUUCGCGAACAAUUCGUUAGCGUGAUCAGUAACAGCGCCGACAACGGCAACGUCAAGCACGUAUCUAGAGCCGCGUAUCCUGGUCAGGCGAAACAGAUCAUCGCCAGCGCGACCGGCGUCGCGCGAAUUGUAGACGAGGUAGGUGCGCUUGACGAGCCGAUGGCGAGGUCUCGGCCUGGUCCUUCGUCAGAAGAGGGUCAUAGAUCGAUAGAUAGUGUCGCGGAUAGAGCUACUAUUGGACAGAGAGAGGUCUCGGAUUUCAGAUCCAAGACAGAAAUUAUUGAUGUGGAUUUAGGUUCAAACGAUGAUCAUGAAGUAAUAGUAAAAAUUUCUUCGAGUUCUAGCAAAUUGGUGUCGAACGAGGAUCGUAGGAUGACGGUAGACAGUAUUGCAAAGGAUAAAGACGCGUCAAGUAUGAAAUCUAAGGAAAUUGUCGAUGUAGAUUUAGGUUCUGGUGAACUCGUGUCGAAAGAAUGUUCUAGGUCAACAAUAAAAAUUGCAGUAAAGGGUAAAACUGAGAUUGGACAGAAAGAUGCCUUGGAUUUGAGAUCUAAGAUGGAAAUUGGUGCUGUAGGUUUAGAUUCGACUGAUAAUCGCGAAUUAAUGAUGAAGGUUCAACCUAGCGAGUCAAGUUCUGGCGAACUUCGUUUGGGAGAAUGUUGCUGGCCGAAAAGAGAAGGCGCUGCGAAUGACGAAGUCGAAGCUCGCGAUAGAAAAGUUAUUUCUGGGAAAAACAUAAUCGAUGUAGAGUUAGGUUUAAAUGAUAAGAAUGCGCUGAAAGAAACACGUAAGUCUACGGUAGAAGCGAACACUGGCGAAGUAAGUUCGAAUCAGUCUAGUUUUAGCACAAUUGGAUUGGAGAAGAGCUCCAGAUCAAUGGUAAAAGAUGUCAUAGACGGAAAAGUUAAUGUUGGCAACAAAGAAAUAGUUGACUUAGAGUUUUCCGAUGUUGUUAAGGUUCAGCCUGUUCAUUCCAGUCAUGGCAUACUUUCGUUAAAAGAGGAUCGUAAAUUAAUAUUAGAAAAACUUACGAACGAGCUUAAAAUUAAGCUUGACGAGGAAAAAAAUAAGUCCAAAGAAAGUUUACAGGUAGAUAAAAUAGGUAAAGACGAUGUAAAACUAACUAAACUUAGUGCAAAAGAUGAUAUGAAUGUUGAAGUCAAUAAUGAUGUGGAAAUCGAUUCUAGAAAAGAGAUAUCUGAUUUCGAAUCGGAUAAAACUAAAUAUCUAGAAGCCAAGGCGACUUCAUCGUUGAAUGUUUCUUUGACAUCACUGGACGGCCGUCACGAAUGUGCUCUGUCCGAUUUUAGCGUAGACAAGGAAGAUUAUCGCCUUAGUCAAUAUGAUUCCGAGGAAGAUGUAGAAGAAAAAAAGAAACCUUCAUAUACUGCCAAACUGAAUUUGAAGUACGCUGACGGUCAAACCGAAGAUGCUACAGAUAACCUAGCUGAUUCUAUAAACGAUAACGAAAGUAUAAGAAAAAGUGAUAUUUCCAAGAGCCAGAAAGAGUUAUCUUUGAUUAAAGAAGUCGAUAAUCGCGUAAAGUCUUCAGGAGAAACAGAUCAAUUGAAAUAUGCCGUGGAAGAAUCACUUUCAGACGAUAAGUAUUACCUUGAAGGUGACGAACGCACAAAAGAAAUAUUCAAGACGUCGCGAGAAGCUGACAAGAGAACGGAGAGAAGAUCAGAAUUAGACACUUAUUCCUCAGAAAAACGGAUGACAUCUUGCGAUUCGAGUCUCGAGAUAGACGGCAAGUAUCGAAAAUCGAUCGUGAACUCCCGCAAAAGUCCGAGAAAGAUGAGAGAAGGUCAGAUUCGCGAUGUCGAAGUCAAGGAGCAAUAUCGAUUCACUGACCCGCAGACGCGCGUUCAUUCUGAAGCAUUUCAAAGUUCUUCCACGAAGAUGAAAAACUCCGAGAAGGUCAAGCAAGAACAGACUUACAUAGAGAUAGUUGACCUCGAGGAGGAAGAUCAAAGUGCCAAAGAGCGUAACAUAUGUCGUGCAGAAAAUGUUUUCCAAGAGUCUUCAAGAUCAUCCUCCUUGAAAGUGAGAAGUCCCAGAAAAAUCGAGGUGCUUCACACCGACGAAAUAAGGGAUUAUGACAGAUAUUAUAGUGAUCAAGAAACGUCUCGAUCUAGGAAGUCCCAAAAAUCUUCGAGAGCAUCUACAAGUGCAAAGAGCCCUAAAAAGAAGGGUCAAGUCUUUUACAGAGGCGAAGAUAUGAAAGAUUACAAUCGAUCUGUCAACGAUCGCGCAGCCUCUCAACUAGAGGCAGUCUUUCUAGAUUCUCCGAAGAAAUCUUCAGUGAGAAUAGAAAGUCCCAAAACAGAUUCCGAAGCCGAACUGAAGAAGCAAAAUCGACGUGCUGAUAAUCGAGAUACAUCGCGAACUGAAGAGCUCUUUCGGUAUUCUUCGAGACCGUCUUCCAUGAAGAGCCCGAAACAGACUCAAACUCAGAAGGCUGUGAAAAUGAACGAUAACCAAGGGCAACAAGCACAAGAAGCAAUAAAAACGGCAAAAAAUGCUGGUAAUAAAACAAAGUGCGACUUUAACGAAAUUAGGGACGUAUAUACGAGGAAGGUGCGACGUUAUAAUGUGCCUCUUCAGGGCAGCUUGGACUCGAUGAUCGCGUCCGAUGAAAAAUCCGCGCAGAAGCCGAAGAAAGACGACACGUUCUCGAAGAAGUCGAAGAGCUACGAAUCGAUCAAACGUAUCCAGGAGGUGUUUCUGGGAGUUCCGCCGACGAAGGCAAACAGUAGCGGCUCGCAACUCGACAUCCCGGAUGAGUUCUGUUCGAUCUGCUGUUACAUGAACGAGAUCACUUUCCGGACAGAAGAGGAAGUGAGUAGCCCGAAUCAAGAGACAUUCUACACACUCAGGUCGACCUGCAGCUCACUGGCCGACGACGAUUCCAUUGAGUGCGACCUUUGCCUUCAGGAAUCUGCCAACGAACUUGAAGGUAAAAUCCAGGAGAUUCCCUGCGAGAUUUGUACGAUCUGUGGCGAGGUAGAUGGUAGUUUUGAUCAGGAUUCCACGAUGCCGGCGGAUAGGGGUACUUUUAAAAGAAUCGAGCCGCAUCAAGAAGACGACGAUAGUUUUGAGAUUGAGAACUGCGGCUUUCAGAGCGGCACAGAAUCAGCUGAUGAUCGAAGCAGGGUCUCUGAUAAAGAAAAAGUCAAAGAUUCCGGACCAAAGUCACUUUUUAUCCACGGUUCUUCAACGAAUAGAGAUCAGCCGCGAGAGUUAUAUUUCAUACCCAAAGACGAGAUUGCGAUUUUGACGAGCGGGGCCAAAAAGGUCAAUCGCAAAGGCUCCUUAUUUAGAAAGAAGGAGGAUUUAGGCGGAAAUACACGAGAAACUAAGAGACGAUACUCUUCAGUGGAUAGUCUCCAACUGGCAAAAAUUGCCGCGAAGGCAAGCGAUAAGGUGCUCAGGAUCGCAAAGAGUGCAAUUGGAUCUGCUGAUAAUCUGCGGAUAUCGAGAGAUUCAAAAAGGUCAAAAUCUCUGCAGAGAUCUGCCGGAAGUGUGGACCGUCUGAAUAAGUCUACUGAGAAUUUGUGCUCACAAACAGAAAUUCUCGGAAAGGAAAAUGAAACUGACGACGAAGCAGCUCAGAAACUAAACACCCGAGACAAAGAAGAGGUGAAGAUGAUUCUCACACAGCACGGAAUCAAGAUUAUCAGCGAGAAGGAGACUGCCUUAUAAUCAGAAGAUUGGUAUUUGUAAGUAAUUUGAUUAUGCAGAGGAAGCAGUGGAAUACUAAAGUAUUUUGUGCAGCUGACAUUAGAAAUUACACGAAAGGAGAUUGCAAUUCAAGAGAUACGUCUCUCGUCUAUUAAUACGACGACCUUUAUAUUUAGAAAAAAAGAUUUCUGUCUGGAUUUUAUGUAAACCGAAUAAGUAAUCAAGAAAAAUGUGCGAAAUUUUUCUGUAGUGGCUUAGGAUUCAAGAUAUAUAAGAUAGGGCGCGCACGUGCAUUCGCUCAGCAUAGAAAUUUAAAAAUACAUAUAUUAAAUGAUAGAUUUACGUGUUACGAAAGCUUCAUCGGUUUUUUUAAUACAAGUAUUUCCGCGCACAUACAACUUUGAUAAAAGCCGAUAAAUCUUUUAUAA